This is a messenger RNA of Galendromus occidentalis (western predatory mite), 882 nucleotides long. RefSeq lists its product as uncharacterized. Lineage: Eukaryota; Metazoa; Arthropoda; Arachnida; Mesostigmata; Phytoseiidae. Gene Ontology annotation, molecular function: kinase activity. The transcript has a single exon. Bases 1 to 882 code for a protein of 293 amino acids. The record is from RefSeq and is a predicted model, not a curated record.
AUGGUGUUGGUCGAUGCGCCAGAAGCCGAGCGAAUCGAGGCUUCCAUCAUGGCGGAGGAAGUCAUGGGUGGCGGUUCUGCUGCAAAUACGGCUGUGAUUGCCCGCAGAAUGGGGGCCUCCGUCGCUUAUCUCGGUAAAGUCGCAUCCGACGAUGCCGGUAUCGGAUACGCAAAUGAGCUGCGGAGUCAGGGCAUUAAUUACGCCUCUCAACCGGUCGAGGAUUCUCCCACCCCGACGGCGCGCUGCAUUAUUUUGGUGACGCCAGAUGGUCAGCGCACAAUGCAUACAUUUCUCGGUGUGAGCACGGAGUUUAGCGUGAAUGAUCUGGACACGGCUCUGAUCGCGUCAUCAUCGAUCGUUUAUAUGGAGGGCUAUCUUUUUGACAAGGCUCCCGCGCAGGAUGCCUUUGUCCAGGCCGCAUCCAUGGCCCAUGAAGCCGGCAGAAAAGUGGCGGUGACGCUUUCUGACGCAUUUUGUGUCAACCGGCAUCGUGACGCGUUUCUGGCUCUCAUUCGAGGGCAUAUCGAUAUCGUUUUCGCCAAUGAGGCGGAGAUCUGUGCGCUUUAUCAGACGUCUGAUUUUGAUCAUGCCAUCGCUCAGGUGGCGGAGGAUACAGCUUUGACGGUCGUGACACGCGCUGAAAACGGAGCCGUCAUUGUUGAGGGUAAGAAUGUGACCGUGGUCCCGACGGCUUCCGUCAAUGUGGUAGAUUCGACCGGGGCUGGCGAUGCCUUUGCGGGGGGCUUCCUCGCGCUGUACGCGCGCAACCAGCCGCUUGUUGCAUGCGCCAAGGCCGGAAACCAAGCCGCCUCAUCGGUGAUCACGCGUAUGGGGGCGCGUCCAGAUGCCUCCUUCCCCAAUUUUGCAAUGGCGGAAUGCUGA